Messenger RNA from Psammomys obesus (fat sand rat), 2107 nucleotides. RefSeq names its product BTB domain containing 9 (gene Btbd9). Gene Ontology annotation, biological process: adult locomotory behavior; circadian behavior; modulation of chemical synaptic transmission. The transcript is spliced from 11 exons. Gene Ontology annotation, molecular function: protein binding. Bases 269 to 2107 code for a protein of 612 amino acids. NCBI's taxonomy places the organism in Eukaryota, Metazoa, Chordata, Mammalia, Rodentia, Muridae. The record is from RefSeq and is a predicted model, not a curated record.
GACCCCGGGCCCCUGAAAUCCUGGGUCCUCCGGGCCCGGGGUUGAGCCGUUGCUAAGUGACGUCAGCGCGCAGGGCGCGUGCGCGGCCACGGCGCUGUACGUGAAAGCGGGCGCGCGCCGCGACGGCGGCGGCGAGGAAGGCGGCGACGGCGGCGGUCCAGGGGGCGGUGGCCACGACGCGGGUUCGCUACCGGCGGAAGGGACGUGUGUGGAGGCGGCUGGGUCGCUGAGGAUCAUCGUCGGGGUCAGUGACUAUCUGUUCCACACGAUGAGUAACAGCCACCCUCUUCGCCCCUUCACUGCAGUGGGGGAGAUCGAUCACGUGCACAUUUUGUCUGAGCACAUUGGUGCCCUGUUGAUUGGCGAAGAAUAUGGCGAUGUCACGUUUGUCGUGGAAAAGAAGCGCUUUCCUGCCCACAGGGUAAUUUUAGCAGCCAGGUGCCAGUAUUUUCGGGCAUUACUUUAUGGUGGGAUGCGAGAGUCUCAGCCUGAAGCAGAAAUCCCUCUCCAAGACACUACUGCAGAAGCAUUCACAAUGCUCCUCAAAUACAUCUACACUGGGCGGGCGACACUGACAGACGAGAAGGAGGAGGUGCUGUUGGAUUUUUUGAGCCUGGCUCAUAAGUACGGAUUUCCAGAGCUAGAAGAUUCUACCUCCGAGUAUCUCUGCACCAUACUUAACAUUCAGAACGUCUGCAUGACUUUCGAUGUCGCCAGUCUCUACUCGUUGCCCAAGUUAACGUGCAUGUGCUGCAUGUUCAUGGACAGGAACGCUCAGGAGGUGCUGGUCAGCGAAGGCUUCCUCUCCCUGUCCAAGACAGCACUUCUGAACAUCGUUUUAAGAGAUUCGUUUGCUGCUCCUGAGAAGGAUAUUUUCUUAGCCUUGUUAAACUGGUGUAAGCACAAUGCAAAAGAAAAUCAUGCUGAAAUCAUGCAGGCUGUGCGUUUACCUCUAAUGAGCCUCACUGAGCUUCUGAACGUUGUGAGGCCCUCAGGACUGUUAUCUCCAGAUGCUAUUCUAGAUGCUAUCAAAGUGCGGUCAGAGAGCCGGGAUAUGGACCUCAACUACAGAGGCAUGCUCAUACCUGAAGAAAACAUUGCAACUAUGAAGUAUGGAGCCCAGGUUGUGAAAGGAGAGCUGAAGUCGGCCUUGCUGGAUGGCGACACUCAGAAUUAUGACUUGGAUCAUGGAUUUUCCAGGCACCCCAUCGAUGAUGACUGCCGCUCUGGCAUCGAGAUCAAGCUCGGCCAGCCAUCCAUCAUCAACCACAUACGCCUGCUCCUGUGGGACCGCGAUAGCCGUUCUUAUUCCUACUUUAUUGAAGUGUCCAUGGACGAACUUGAUUGGAUCAGGGUGAUAGAUCAUUCACAUUACCUGUGUCGGUCUUGGCAAAAGUUGUAUUUCCCUGCUCGUGUCUGCAGGUAUAUUCGAAUAGUUGGGACUCACAACACAGUGAACAAGAUUUUCCACAUUGUGGCUUUUGAAUGUAUGUUUACAAACAAAACCUUCACUCUGGAGAAGGGCCUGAUAGUUCCCGUGGAGAAUGUUGCAACGAUUGCCGAUUGUGCCAGUGUGAUUGAAGGAGUCAGUCGGAGCCGAAAUGCCUUGCUGAAUGGGGACACUAAGAAUUAUGACUGGGACUCUGGCUACACGUGUCACCAGCUGGGGAGUGGUGCGAUUGUGGUUCAGCUGUCACAACCAUACAUGAUUGGGUCAAUACGGUUGUUACUCUGGGACUGUGAUGAUCGAAGCUACAGCUACUACGUUGAGGUCUCCACCAAUCAGCAGCAGUGGACCAUGGUGGCUGACAGAACCAAAGCAGCCUGCAAGUCCUGGCAAUCAGUCACUUUUGAAAGACAGCCCGCCUCCUUCAUCCGAAUCGUUGGAACACACAACACAGCAAAUGAGGUGUUCCACUGCGUCCACUUUGAAUGUCCGGAGCAGCAGAGCAGCCAGAAGGAAGAGAGCAGUGAGGAACCGGCAACAGGGGACCCCAGCACCUCCAGUCAGCAGCUCGACCCUCAUGCACUGCGGGCUCCCAGUGCCAGCUCGCUGCCCCCGAGUCCAGGCCCCAACUCACGCUCAACCAACCAACAGCACCAAUAA